Messenger RNA from Striga hermonthica, 582 nucleotides. The record is from the annotation of a GenBank genome assembly. Lineage: Eukaryota; Viridiplantae; Streptophyta; Magnoliopsida; Lamiales; Orobanchaceae.
AUGUUUUUACUUGAUUGGUUUUACGGCGUAUUGGCUUCCCUCGGGCUAUGGCAGAAAGAAGCUAAGAUCUUGUUCCUCGGCCUUGACAAUGCCGGCAAAACCACGCUCCUGCACAUGCUCAAGGACGAGAGGUUAAUACAGCAUCAGCCGACGCAAUAUCCGACCUCGGAGGAGCUGAGCAUCGGAAAGAUUAAGUUCAAGGCGUUUGAUUUGGGAGGCCAUCAGAUCGCCCGUAGGGUUUGGAAGGAUUAUUAUGCCAAGGUUGAUGCUGUGGUUUACCUGGUCGACUCUUAUGACAAGGAGCGUUUUGCAGAAUCCAAAAAGGAAUUAGACGCGCUCCUUUCUGACGAAUCCCUUUCAAAUGUCCCGUUUCUCAUUCUUGGAAACAAGAUCGACAUUCCAUAUGCUGCCUCGGAAGACGAGCUGCGUUAUCACCUCGGUCUAGCUGGCGUGACCACCGGAAAAGGGAAAGUCAACCUUUCUGAUUCAAACGUGCGCCCUUUGGAAGUGUUCAUGUGCAGCAUUGUUCGGAAAAUGGGAUACGGUGAUGGCUUCAAAUGGAUGUCGCAGUAUAUAAAAUAG